Didymosphaeria variabile is the source of this 639-nucleotide messenger RNA. RefSeq names its product GTPase-activating protein. NCBI's taxonomy places the organism in Eukaryota, Fungi, Ascomycota, Dothideomycetes, Pleosporales, Didymosphaeriaceae. The transcript has 2 exons. Gene Ontology annotation, molecular function: fluconazole transmembrane transporter activity. Gene Ontology annotation, biological process: xenobiotic detoxification by transmembrane export across the plasma membrane. The coding region runs from base 1 to 639 and encodes 212 amino acids. The record is from RefSeq and is a predicted model, not a curated record.
AUGAAAUUCAAACAGGAUCAGACGAAAGCUUUCCAACACAUCUAUGGCCUCCUCUACAUCUGGUUCGAGUCCUUCCCCCUCGUCUUCGUCGAAAUCUACGGCUUCAAUCUCGGCCAAGAAGGUCUCGCCUUCCUCGGCAUCCUCGUCGGCUCCCUGACAGCCAUGACCUGCCUCUUCCUCUACAUGUGGUUCUACCUCGAAAAGCAGUUCAACGAAAACGGCGAGAUCAAGCCCGAGCUCCGCCUGCAGCCAGCCAUGGUCGGCGGUUUCUUCGUGCCCAUCUGCCUGUUUUGGUUCGGCUGGAGCAGUCGCAGCGAUGUGCACUGGAUUGUGCCCAUUAUUGGGUCGAGUUUCUUCGGCGUGGCGGCGUUCUUGCUGUUUCAGGCUGUGCUGCCGUAUUUGAGUGAUGCGUAUCCGGCGUAUACGGCGAGUGUGUUUGCGGGGAAUGAUCUCUUCCGCAGUGCGUUCGGUGCUGGGUUCCCGCUUUUCGCGUCAGCGAUGUACACGAGACUGGGGGUGAAUUGGGCGAGUAGCCUGCUGGCUUUCUUGGGCGUGGCGUUUAUUCCGAUUCCGUUCAUUCUGUAUAGAUAUGGCGAGAGACUGAGACAGAGGAGCAAGCAUGCGAAGAAGGACUUCUAG